CUUGUCGCGCUUUCCAAGAGUACUGUAGACAUCACCAACUGCGCAACCCCUCGGCGGUUUCGCUGGAUCAAUGUCGCUUCUUUGAUUGACAAUCACCUUCAAAUCGUCGAGUCCGACCAGCCUACCAUUGACGACAUUCCCUAUGCAACAAUUCCAUACGUCUGGAGAGGGAAGGAACAUAUAUGCGAGCCCGGCUGUCUCGGUAUUUUCCAUGUCGUCGGCGCGAUGGACCCCGACACCGAUCCCAUCAGUAUCGACUUACUACGUACCGCCGCCUUCGCGGCCCGCGGCCUCGGUGCCGAGUACCUGUGGCUUGACCGGUUGUGUAUCAUGCAAGCAGACCGCGAUGAAAAAAACUGGCAGAUCAUGAAUAUGGGUGAUAUUUACAGAGCCUGCAAAACAUGUCUGGUUUUCGCUGGUGGCCUGCGGCGGCUGGUUGGAUUUGAGGAGGAAACCGACUGGAUCCAUAGAGUGUGGACUCUGCAGGAGGCAGUGGCACCACGUUCGGCGGAGUGCGUAUUCCGGUUUGAGCGGGUCCUCAUAGCCAUUGCAGCGGUCAGCGGUGACCCCACCGUCUACACGGUCGAGAGAGGACGCAGCGGCAGAAUGCCCUUGCGUUUCAUGUUGAUUGCUGCGGCAUUGGGUGCGGUCGAUCACCGGUACGAAGGGGAUGUCGAGACGGGCAGGUACCCCGUCAAUAUCUUCGGCGAAAACCCCACCGCCAAGCUCCUCGUCACCGCGCUCAUGGGUGUCUUUCGUUGCAGCAAAGAUGUCGAUGAGAGGGAGAAUUACAUGUGGCGCAGCGCGCUACUUCGGACAUCGAAACGGCAAGUCGACAUGGUCUUCAGCAUGAUGGGCCUCUUGGGGGUUAAACUAGAUCCCGGCGAAUAUAAAAACCGGGAGGAUGCCACGGUCGGCUUAACGCAAGCAAUUCUAGCCAAAGGGGGCCGCGCGAACUGGAUC
Tricharina praecox is the source of this 963-nucleotide messenger RNA. RefSeq lists its product as uncharacterized. The transcript has a single exon. The record is from RefSeq and is a predicted model, not a curated record. The annotation marks the transcript as partial. NCBI's taxonomy places the organism in Eukaryota, Fungi, Ascomycota, Pezizomycetes, Pezizales, Pyronemataceae.